Galleria mellonella (greater wax moth) is the source of this 1211-nucleotide messenger RNA. It is a transcript of the gene Ugalt, whose product is annotated as UDP-galactose translocator. The coding region runs from base 402 to 1196 and encodes 264 amino acids. The record is from RefSeq and is a predicted model, not a curated record. Gene Ontology annotation, biological process: pyrimidine nucleotide-sugar transmembrane transport. Gene Ontology annotation, molecular function: UDP-galactose transmembrane transporter activity. Lineage: Eukaryota; Metazoa; Arthropoda; Insecta; Lepidoptera; Pyralidae. The transcript is spliced from 5 exons. Gene Ontology annotation, cellular component: Golgi membrane.
UGAAUGCAACGUCAACACAUACAAUAAUUACCUACCUAUGUGUACGACUAGAAAAAAAUCAGAAGGAACAAUCAAAUCACUAAAUUAUUAGAAAUAUUAAGAUAAAAAGUUAAUAUUGUUCUUUUUGUGAUUAACAUGAAAAUUUUCUACAAUUGUUUAUUCCGCAAUAGUUAUUAUUAAAAUUUAUUAUUAUAAUACGGGAGUAAUUUCAAAGUACCUAAGGGAAUAAUUAAGAAGUUUGUAUUAUAUUACCUAUUAUGUUGCUUAAAAUAAAUAUAUUAGACGUAUAAAAAUUAGAAACUCUUUAAAAAAAUGUGUCAUUAAAAGUUGUGUGUUAAUUAGAAGAAUUUCUCUAUUGGAUCUAAGAAAAAUUUUACUUUGGAUAAAUCAACUUAGUACCUAUGAAGUCAACAGAUGAGACCAGUGAAACUGUACCUGAAGUAGAAGCAGAAACACAGCUCACAGCAGAGAAUAUGGAUGAGGAUACAAAAAAAUCACAAGUAUAUGCAGGCAGUAAAAGAGGUUAUAUAAAAUAUGUUAGCUUAGUCAUUCUAACUUUACAAAAUGCUGUAUUGGGUCUCAGUAUGCGAUAUGCCCGCACAAGAGAUGUGGAGAUGUUUUCAUCGUCAGCAGCUGUAUUUAUGGCGGAGGUAUUUAAACUAAUAAUUUGCGUUGCCCUUGUGAUGCAAGAAUCUGGCAAUAUUAAAAAGGGAGUACAUUCUAUGUAUACAACCGUCAUAUUGAACGUGAAGGACACUCUACGAGUUUGUGUGCCAUCUUUUCUUUAUAUUGUGCAAAAUAAUUUACUUUAUGUGUCUGCAUCAAACCUAGACGCUGCAACGUACCAGGUUACGUAUCAAUUAAAAUUGCUGACAACUGCGUUGUUUGCUGUAGUCGUUUUAAAAAGAAAACUCAAAAAGUGGCAAUGGUUGGCUCUAGGACUAUUAGCUGCAGGCGUGGCACUUGUACAGUUGUCCUCUACGGGGACAUCUGGAAGCAACAAAACAUCCCCUAAUUUACCACAACAAUCCAGAGUAUUAGGAUUUAGUGCGGCAUUAGCAGCUUGUUUUAUUUCGGGAUUUGCAGGAAUUUAUUUCGAAAAAGUGUUGAAGGAGUCUGAUAUAUCUGUAAGUAUAUUAAAAUGUAGCAUGAAUGAAAUUUAUCACAAUUUUUUCUAUAAAUUCUAUAAACAAUAGAAUUAUUGGUAAAAU